Molecule: messenger RNA, 1560 nt
Organism: Electrophorus electricus (electric eel)
Lineage: Eukaryota; Metazoa; Chordata; Actinopteri; Gymnotiformes; Gymnotidae
Gene: pex12
Product: peroxisomal biogenesis factor 12
Biological process (GO): protein import into peroxisome matrix; protein monoubiquitination
Cellular component (GO): peroxisomal membrane; peroxisomal importomer complex
Molecular function (GO): protein binding; zinc ion binding; ubiquitin-protein transferase activity
Source: RefSeq, a predicted model, not a curated record
AAGACUGGUAGGUUAACGGCAAGGAAAGUUGAGAAAUGUAGCUAACGAUAAUUAUGUUUUCAUACAGACGUAAUGUGCAGGAUGAUAAAAGCCAGUAGUUUGCACUUAUUAGCUCAUAGUUUUUUGUAUUUUAACUGAACGUGCGCUUGUCAGUUAGUUGGCAUAGUUAGUUAUUUAAAUCCAACAUAAUGGCAGAACGAGGAGCACAUUUGACAGCCGCAGCAGCAGAUGACAGACCUUCUAUUUUUGAAGUUUUAGCUCAGGAUUCUUUGAUGAGUGCUGUCAAACCUGCAUUGCAGCACGCCGUCAAAAUCCUAGCUGAAUCCAACCCUGCUCGUUACGGAAUCCUUUGGAGGACAUUUGACGAGAUCUAUGCCACCCUGGACCUGCUGCUGCAGCAUCACUUCCUGUCGCGCACCAGCGCGUCCUUUUCCGAGAACUUCUACGGUCUGAAGCGCGUGGUGACGGAUAGCGCGCGACCGGCCUGCCGUGGCCUUCCUCGCAAGCAGCAUUUGCGCUCUCUGCUUCUCCUAGCGCUUCUCCCGUACCUGCGUGCCAAACUGGAGAAGGUCUUUGCUCGCCAGAGGGACGAGGACGACUUCUCGAUACGACUGCCCCAGUCCCUUGCCCAGAAGAUGUACAGGGCCUUUUUAGCAGCUUAUCCUUAUGCGUGUAUGGCAUGGGAGGGCUGCACCUUUUGCCAUCAGCUUUUGUAUAUUUUUGGCAAGACACGGACGCAUUCACCCCUGCUGUGGCUGGCGGACGUUAAACUGUCCUAUCUCACAGCUCACGACGUUCGCAACUUGGACCUCAAACUAUCAGGCCCUGCUCUUAACCCCAGUCAGAGCAUUGGGGAGAAGGUCUGGCAGGUCUUGUCCACGGUGAUGGGCGGGGUGGAAGUGUCCCUCUCUACUGGCCUUUCUCUGGGGGUCUUCUUCCUGCAGUUUCUUGAGUGGUGGUACUCCGCAGACAACCAGAGCACCGUCAGGUCGCUCACCUCCCUCCCCACACCCCCUCCACCCCUUCACUUGGAGGACCGGGUCACGUCACCAGCAUGCAGCAAAAUCUGCCCAUUUUGUAGGAAAGUGCGUGCCAACGACACAGCAUUGGCCACAUCAGGCUAUGUGUUCUGUUACCGGUGCAUUUAUACGUACGUCAAGGCCAACCACAGGUGUCCCUUAACAGGCUACCCGUCUGAGCUGCAGCACCUUAUUAAGAUAUACUCCCCAGAGGGGUAGGUCAUGCUGGUUUUGUGGCAUUUCUGAAGUGGUGCACAAGUUGUGUGUACAAGACUGAGCUCCUGAGGAUGCCCUAACAUUCUUGGCUUUAAGUUGUUUAUGCCUUGUGCUGUUAACCACAGCAGGUUCAGUAAUGUCGGUUGUAUCGUGUUCAGGUACAUGGUGCCACCGCAUUCCCUUACCUCUCUCAAGAACACUGUGUAGUUUGAAUGCCUCUGCUUUGCACUAGUGUGCAGCAGCUUUGCUUUUUAAGAAAUGUACUGCCCUCCAUGUCUUACACAUGCAAGAUUAGGGUUGGAAAUAAACUCGGUUUCUAGUGAGA